Messenger RNA from Schistosoma mattheei, 1663 nucleotides. The record is from the annotation of a GenBank genome assembly. NCBI's taxonomy places the organism in Eukaryota, Metazoa, Platyhelminthes, Trematoda, Strigeidida, Schistosomatidae.
GUGAUUGAAAGCGGUAAUAGCGAGAGCUGCGCUACUUCGUGACGUGUUUGUUUUAUUUUAAACUAUGGUUUCUGGCAUUCAAACUAUUGAUACUAACCAUGAAGAUAUGAUACAUGAUGCUCAGUUGGACUACUAUGGAACAACUCUAGCAACAGCUUCGUCUGAUCAUUCAGUUAAAAUAUUUGAUGUCCGUAACAAGAAACAAGUUCUUAUAGCUCACUUACGAGAUCAUCAAGGACCUGUUUGGAGUUUAAGUUGGUCCCAUCCUAUGUAUGGGAGUUUAUUGGCCUCUUGCGGUUAUGAUCGUAAGGUGAUUAUCUGGCAAGAAAUCAAUGGACGAUGGGGAAAAGUCUUUGAAUAUGCUGAACAUGCUAGUUCAGUCAAUUGCGUUUGUUGGGCUCCUCAUUCUUAUGGACUAAUGCUAGCAUGUGCCAGUUCAGAUGGGACAAUCUCUAUCCUUAUAUCGGACGAAACGAACUCUUGGCGUGCCUUUCGAAUCCCAGAAGCACACUCCGUUGGUGUUAAUAGCGUGUCUUGGGCACCCUCCAUAAAUGCUGAAUUUAUAUUCAAUCCCACGUUGGCAACAACAACAUCAACAAAUACUAUGAUUCCUCCUAUCAAAAGACUCGUUUCUGGUGGGUGUGAUUCUUUAAUUAAAAUAUGGCGUGAAGAUGUUUCUUCUGGAAAUCCAGAAUGGAUCGAAGAAACUCGUCUAGAUGGUCAUACCGAUUGGGUACGUGAUGUUGCUUGGUGUCCAAGCUUGAAUAUUUCACGGCAAUUAAUCGCUUCAUGUGGCCAAGAUGGAAGAUUAAUAAUUUGGCAAUCGACAGCUAAUAAUGAUAAUAAUAAUGAAAAUCGUAUGAUGAAUCGAUCGACAGCAGUAAAUGAUAAUAAUAAUGAUAAUAAAAACCCAAAUUCUAAUGAAUUAGUAGAAUCGAAAGAUUUCCAGUCUACACAAUAUUCCACAUUUUGGCGUCCAACCAUUUUGUAUACAUAUUCCGAUGUUGUUUGGAAUGUUUCGUGGUCUGUAACUGGGAAUAUUUUAGCGGUAUCUGGAGGAGAUAAUAAGGUUACACUUUGGAAGGAAAAUUUAGAAGGAACCUGGAUUGCUUUAAGUGAAAUUGCACGUGGUGUUCAUGAUGCAUCCGCUUUAAUUGGAACUGAAGGGAAUAGUCAAACAUCAGAUCAAUCUACAACACAAUUGGCUGCUGCUUAACAGUUACCUAAUAGGAUCUGUGGGCGUGUGUGUAUACAUGCAUGUACUUAUGUAUAUGUAUUCGUGUGUCAAUGCUCUUGAUUCUUUGUCCUGUACACAACUGGUUCAUCAUUGUUUUUAUUUCACAUUGCAGUCUAUACCUUCUGCCUUUCUGUGCUUCCACUGUUAAUGUAGUAAUAAUAUAAGUGAAGAUGAUUCAUUAUUAUAUUUAGUUAAAGCGUUUGCUGUUAACAUUUAUAUGUUGAAUGAAUAGUUAUUAUUCACUUUGGGAAAUUCUUCGGAAAUUUGUACGACUAUUUCUAAUUACUUCUUUCAAAGGAAAUAAAUAUUCAGCCAAAAACGUUCAUAUUUAUUUUAAACAUGUGUUCCACUUUUUUUCAUCUUGAAACUAACUAACAUAGAUACGUACAUAUGUAUUUAUGAGAAAUUACAUUGUGCUCAAAUUGC